Messenger RNA from Porites lobata, 2520 nucleotides. The record is from the annotation of a GenBank genome assembly. Lineage: Eukaryota; Metazoa; Cnidaria; Anthozoa; Scleractinia; Poritidae.
AUGACACAGAGGAUAAUAAAGCGAAUUGAAAAUUAUACGAAGCGUCUCUUAGAAGCCCAGCAAAAUAACAGCAGGAUUGAAGAAGGACGUGCGUAUUGCAAUCUCGGCAAUGCUUAUUACUCUCUCUGCGACUUCCAACGAGCAAUAGAGUACCACGAGAAAGACCUUAGCAUUGCCAAGGACGUCGGUGACAGGGCCGGAGAAGGACGUGCCUAUGGCAAUCUCGGCAAUGCUUAUGACUCUCUCGGUGACUUCCAACGAGCAAUAGAGUACCACGAGAAAGACCUUAGCAUUGCCAAGGACGUCGGCGACAGGGCCGGAGAAGGAAAGGCCUAUUGCAAUCUCGGCAAUGCUUAUCUAAAUCUCGGCGACUUCCAACGAGCAAUAGAGUACCACCAGAAAGACCUUAGCAUUGCCAAGGACGUCGGCGACAGGGCCGGAGAAGGACGUGCCUAUUGCAAUCUCGGCAAUGCUUAUGACUCUCUCGGCGACUUCCAACGAGCAAUAGAGUACCACGAGAAAGACCUUAGCAUUGCCAAGGACGUCGGCGACAGGGCCGGAGAAGGAAAGGCCUAUGGCAAUCUCGGCAAUGCUUAUGACUCUCUCGGCGACUUCCAACGAGCAAUAGAGUACCACGAGAAAGACCUUAGCAUUGCCAAGGACGUCGGCGACAGGGCCGGAGAAGGAAAGGCCUAUUGCAAUCUCGGCAAUGCUUAUCUAAAUCUCGGCGACUUCCAACGAGCAAUAGAGUACCACGAGAAAGACCUUAGCAUUGCCAAGGACGUCGGCGACAGGGCCGGAGAAGGAAAGGCCUAUUGCAAUCUCGGCAAUGCUUAUCUAAAUCUCGGCGACUUCCAACGAGCAAUAGAGUACCACGAGAAAGACCUUAGCAUUGCCAAGGACGUCGGCGACAGGGCCGGAGAAGGAAAGGCCUAUUGCAAUCUCGGCAAUGCUUAUCUAAAUCUCGGCGACUUCCAACGAGCAAUAGAGUACCACGAGAAAGACCUUAGCAUUGCCAAGGACGUCGGCGACAGGGCCGGAGAAGCAAGUGCCUAUUACAAUCUAGGCAUCUCUUAUUUAAAAUUAGAUUCUUUGAAUGAAGCUUUAGCAAAUUUUAGAUUGAGCGUAGAAACUCAUAACACUAUUAGAGCCAGUCUCAUUUCCAAAGAUGUUUGGAAAAUAAGUUACCGUACGGUUGCGAAAAAUGCCUACACCUAUUUAUGGCAAGUUCUUAUAAUGCUUCAAAAGACGAACGAGGCCCUGUACGCUGCUGAGCAAGGAAGAGCACAAGCCUUGCAAGACGCCUUGGAAAUGAAAUAUGACUUCCCAUCAUUUCCACACAGUUGCAAUAAACCUGAAGAAGAGGUUACAAACAUUUCAAGAAAGACAUCUACUUUGACAACUUUUCUUGCAAUACAAAAUGAAACAAUUAAUUUAUGGGUAUUGGGAAAGGAAAGCAACGCUGUAUUCAGGCAAGCAAAGUUAACAAUGGAAAAUGUACAUGAAGAUUCAUUUGCUGCUCUUUUGGAAGCUUCUUUGAAAAAAAUUGAUGCUGGGGUCGAUGUAAGAUGCGAGAAUAGGUCAUUGGACAAGGUAAGCGACAAUCCAGCUCCCAAAACUCGAGGCGAUGAUCGAAUAUUGGAGCCGUCACGCAGGAAAACUGACUGGUUACAGCCACUGUAUGAUGUUGUUAUUGGUCCCAUCGAAGACUUGCUCAAUUGUGAUGAACUUAUUGUAGUCCCUGAUGGUGCUUUGUCUUUAGCUCCAUGGGCAGCCCUAAGUGAAUCUUUGAGGAUUCGCACUGUUCCCUCACUUGGAAUUUUGAAGCUGAUCACUGAUUCUUCAGCUGAUCACCACACUAAAGAUGGAGUCCUGCUUGUUGGAGAUCCAAGUCUGGAGAAAGUUACAGAUAAACGGGGAAGGCCCAUUUACAAGAAACUUAAUUAUGCUAAAAUGGAAGUGGAGAUGAUUGGAGAAAUCCUAAACGGUCAACCACUUACAGGAGAAGCUGCAACAAAACAGGAGGUGCUUAAAAGAAUAGAGUCAGUCGCUUUAGUUCACAUUGCAGCCCACGGAAGAAAGGAAACUGGUGAAAUUGCCUUGGCUCCAAAUCCCGGUUGGAAAUCAAAGAAUCCUAACCCCAGGGAGGAGGAGGAUUAUAUUUUGAAGAUGUCUGAUAUACAAGCUACUGAGUUGAGAGCGAAGCUGGUUGUGCUCAGCUGUUGCCAUAGUGGUAAAGGAGAAGUUAACUCCGAAGGCGUGGUCGGUAUGGCACGGGCUUUCUUGUUUGCAGGUGCUCGUUCUGUGCUGGUGUCACUGUGGGCCAUCGAUGACGAAGCCACAAUCGAGUUUAUGAAAAGUUUCUACCAACACCUGAGAGCCGGCGAAAGUGCUAGUCAUGCUCUUCAGAGGGCCAUGAAAUGUCUCCGGGACUCGGAAAACUUUUCUGCCCCAAAGUACUGGGCUCCAUUUGUGCUCAUUGGCGACGACGUUACGAUUCAGUUUGAUGCAAAUCAUUAA